This is a messenger RNA of Mesocricetus auratus (golden hamster), 2096 nucleotides long. It is a transcript of the gene Ankk1, whose product is annotated as ankyrin repeat and kinase domain containing 1. The record is from RefSeq and is a predicted model, not a curated record. Gene Ontology annotation, biological process: protein phosphorylation. Lineage: Eukaryota; Metazoa; Chordata; Mammalia; Rodentia; Cricetidae. Gene Ontology annotation, molecular function: protein binding; ATP binding; protein kinase activity.
AUGGCAGUCAGCCCCUUGGAGCAGCAGCUGGGCAGCCUCACCGUCUUCACCAGAGAUGAUUUUGAGGAAGAACGGUGCUGAGUAGCCAGUGGUGGCUUCAGCCGGGUGUUCCAGGCAAGGCAUAAGCGCUGGAGGACCCAGUAUGCCAUCAAGUGCUCCCCGUGCCUCCAGAAGGAAACCACCAGCUCUGAGAUGAGUUGUCUCUUUGAAGAAGCUGUCAAAACGGAGAUUACGUUUCAACACAAUGUGUCCAUCUAUGGGGUUUGCAAGCAGCCACUGGGCAUUGUGAUGGAGUUCAUGGCCAGUGGUUCCCUGGAGAAGAUAUUACCUACCCACAGCCUCAGCUGGCCACUCAAGUUCUGCAUCAUGCAUGAGACCAGCUUGGCCAUGAACUUCCUGCACAGCAUUAAGCCACCCCUGCUCCACCUAGACCUCAAACCAGGCAACAUCCUGCUGGAUAACAACGUGCAAGUCAAGCCUGGAUCUUUCCUUGUAGGGCUCAAUAUGAUAACCAUCAUCACCCAGGUAGCUGCAGGCAUGAGGCCCUCCUUGCAGCCUGAAUGGCCAGAGGAGGCCCAUCAGAUGGUGAACCUGAUGAAGCGCUGCUGUGACCAAGACCCCAAGAAGAGGCCAUGCUUUCUAAAUGUGACCAUCUAGACAGACAUGAUGUUGUCCCUGCUCCAGAGUCCUGUGGCAGACCCUGAGUGUGAAGCCCGGAAGGUGUCUUGCAAGCCAUCACUGAGCCAGUUCCACAAGGUCAGCAAGGAAGUCAAGCAGGAGCUCACACACAGUGGCUCAGGUGACUCCCUGAAGUGGAUCCUACGGCUCUCUCACAGCAAGAGUGAUGAAGUCCCAAGUGAUGAAGAACUACAUGUCUACGUGAACAAGGUGACUCCCCUCCACUUCCUAGUGGCCCAGGGUAGCUUGGAGCAAGUGAGACUUCUGCUGUCUCACGAGGUUGAAGUGGACUGCCAGAUGGCAUCUGGCUAUACACCACUCCUCAUUGCCACCCAGGACCAGAAGCCUGACCUCUGUGCCCUGCUCCUGGCACAUGGUGCUGAUGCGGAUGAGGAUGGCUGGGCCCCACUGCAUUUUGCAGCCCAGAAUGGGGAUGACCACAUUGCUUGUCUGCUCCUGGACCAUGGUCAGGUGCAUGAGGGCUGGACCCCACUCCACUUAGCUGCACAAGAUAACUUUGAGAAUGUGGCACAGCUUCUAAUCUCCCGACAGGCUAACCUCAACCCUCAGGAGACCGAGGGCAAGACACCCCUCCAUGUGGCCAUACUUGGCCACAUUGGUCUGGUCAAGCUGCUGAUAGGACAUGGGGCUGAGUUAGAUGCCCAGCAGAGAACCCUGAGGACACCCCUUCACCUGGCAGUGGAAAGGGGAAAAGUGAGAGCCAUCCAGCACCUGCUGAAGAGUGGGGCAUUCCCUGAUGCCCUUGACCACAGUGGCUACAGCCCACUGCACAUUGCUGUAGCCAGGGGCAAGCAACUUAUCUUCAAGAUGCUGCGCAGACAUGGGGCCAGCCUUGAGCUACCCACACAACAGGGAUGGACACCCCUGCACCUAGCAACUUACAAGGGCCAUGUGGAGAUCACUCAUCUGCUGGCCAAGAGCCGUGCAGACUUGGAUGCUCUUGGAAGCAUGCACUGGACUCCCCUGCACCUGGCUGCCUUCCAUGGGAAGGAGGUGGUGGUGUUGGCACUGCUACAGGGUGAGGCCAACCCCAAUGCUGCUGAGCAGUCAGGCUGGACUCCUCUCCACCUGGCAGUGCAGAAGGGGACCUUCCUGGGCAUUGUCCACCUUCUGGAGCGUGGUGCUGAUGUCCAUGCUUGCAACAAGGUGGACUGGACACCUGCUCACCUGACUACCCUCAAGGGCAGCACAGCCAUCCUCAAAGUGCUGGUCAAGGCUGGUGCCCAACUGGACAUCAAGGAUGAAGUUGGCUGCACACCUCUGCAACUGGCCCUUCGCAGUCAAAAACAUGGGAUAGUGACCUUCCUGGAGGGCAAGGAGACUUUGAUAGCCAUUCUGGGAGUUUCUGAGCAUGGAUCCCAGACAGAAGUUUAGAUAACAGGCCUCUUUGCCUGGAA